Hyposmocoma kahamanoa is the source of this 891-nucleotide messenger RNA. RefSeq names its product piggyBac transposable element-derived protein 2-like. The record is from RefSeq and is a predicted model, not a curated record. NCBI's taxonomy places the organism in Eukaryota, Metazoa, Arthropoda, Insecta, Lepidoptera, Cosmopterigidae. Gene Ontology annotation, molecular function: sequence-specific DNA binding. The transcript has a single exon. Bases 1 to 891 code for a protein of 296 amino acids.
AUGUGGAUUGCUGCGACGAGAUUGGGUUACUGUCUGAUUGCUGAUCCUUACCAAGGGCGCUCAGAGCGUGUCGAUACAGGACUGGGACGUUAUGUUAUCAAGAAACUAAUAACUAAAGUACAAGAGGAGUAUCCCGACACAGUUUUCUCUGUCUACUGCGACAAUUUUUUUACUGGACUGCCAUUGGUUAGCGAGCUCAAAGAAAAAAACGUGUUCUUAACAGGGACGGUGCGGAAUAACCGAAUUGAAAACUGCCCACUAAAGGACAUGAAAAAAUGCCAAAAAGAAGAAAGAGGGUACUACGAUUACCAAUUGGAUGAAACAAACGGGAUAUGCGCUGUUAGGUGGCACGAUAAUAGUGUUGUAACACUAUUGUCUAGUGAACAUGGGGUACAUCCCAUACAAAAGGCGAAAAGGUACUCAGCUGCCCUAAAAUCAAGAAUCGAUAUUCCGCAACCAUACCUGAUUUCUCAAUACAAUCAAUAUAUGGGAGGUGUGGAUCGACUGGACGCCAACGUGGGCGUCUAUAGGAUUGCAAUGAGAGGCAAGAAGUGGUAUACACCUAUUAUUUUUUGGCUUAUUGACGUCGCGGUAAAUAAUGCCACACUUCUAGCUCGCCAGUACCGGAGUGACAUCGACACUCUUGAGUUUCGAAGGAGCAUUACCCGCGUAUGGCUGCAGAACUAUGGAAAUGAAAAGCUUCAACCCGGACCCACACGAAAGAUACAAACCACUGUACCUUAUUCGGUGCGGAAACACAAUUCGGAGCACAUGAUCGAAAAGGCUGUGAAGAGACUUCGAUGUGCUUUCUGUAAAAAUAAAACAGUUACAGCGUGUACUAAAUGUGGCGUCAAUUUGCAUGCAAAAUGUUUCUCUCUCUUUCACUCUUAA